CUACAAUUGCAGAGUGCAUAUAAGAAGAAUACAAACCAGUGGCUAAUAUUUUCCAGGUAUGACAUCAAGGCUCUGAUUGGUCGGGGGAGCUUCAGCCAUGUGGUGCGUGUUGAGCACAGAUACACACACCAGCCCUUUGCCAUUAAACUCUUGGAGGUCGGAAAGCACAAGGGUCGUGAUACAUGUCAUGUUGAGCUUGGGAUUCUGCAAAGGGUCCACCACGCUAACAUCAUCCGUCUUGUGGAGGUGUUUGAAACUCCUCACCGUGUUUAUCUUGUCCUCGAGUUGGCCACCGGAGGAGAGCUUCUGGAUCGUGUAGUUUCUCGAGGCUCCUUCACAGAGCGUGAUGCCACCAAAGCUCUUGUCAUGGUGUCCAGAGGACUGAGCUACAUACAUGAACUGGGAGUAAUUCACCGGGACUUGAAACCAGAAAACUUGCUGUACUACCAUCCGGGGCAGGACUCACGCCUAAUCAUAACUGACUUUGGCCUGGCCUGCUGGUUUCGGAAAAGCCCAAUGGUGGAAUGUGAUGAUGCGGUAACAGGGGGCAGUUGUGUACCUGGAACUUGCAAAGAUAUUGCCGGUUGUGCUCGGCCACAGAGGGAAGAUGACGGGGGUGCUGAUGAUGCCGAUAGUUGUGAUAUUGUAGGGAGGAAAGCUAAAGGUGAUGAAGAUAAUUGCAGAUUAGUAGCUGAUGGGAAAGCCAGAGAUGGGAGCAGCCAGAGAGCCAUUAGAGGAGAUGGGAGAAAAGAUACGAAUGGGAUCAGCACAGGAGAUGAAAGGGAAAUAGAUAAAAGCUUGGGAUUUGACAGAAUGGAUAAGGGCAGUGAUGGAGUGGUGGAUCAGAUGACCAGUAGUCCAAAAUUUUCUGAGGGCACUAAAAGAGCUCAAAAUGCCUGCAGAGAGGAAAGCAAGACAGAUGGGUUAGAAGCUUAUAAAUGCACAAGCAUCAAUAUAACAGAAGGAAAAGACAGAGUUACUCCAGAUAUACAAAUGCAGUUUUCACAUGACAAACUAAAAGACAGAAGACAUAAUUAUUGUAUUAAGGGCAGAAGAGACAGAGCUGCUAGAAGCUAUGACAAAUCCACAAACCUGCAUUGCAAAGUAAACAAAUAUUCCAACAUUAAUUCUGACAACCAAAAGUCACAUGACUGGUCACUGAAGACAUUAUGUGGUACCCCAGAGUACUUGGCUCCUGAGAUGGUGGCUGGGAGGACCUAUGGCUGUGAAGUAGAUAUGUGGGCCUUGGGUGUGAUCUCCUACAUUGUUCUGAGUGGUUCCAUGCCCUUUGAGCAGCGCAGCCAGCCUCGUCUGUUCAAGGCCAUUCUUGGAGGCAGCUACAGUUUCCAUGGCCAACCAUGGAACUCAAUCUCUAACCAGGCCAAAGACUUCAUAGAGCGCCUGCUGAGUGUCAACCCUGAGCAACGAAUGACUGCAGAGCAAGCUCUUAAACACCCCUGGCUGCUGAACAUGGCUGCCUGCUCCUCUAACAAGAACCUUCAUCGGCCGAUAUCACAAAAUCUCUGUCAGAGGGCUUCACGCACCUCCAAUUAUAGCUCCAGUUCACGUUUCGUCCCUGAGUCACGAGCUGUUGUGAGUUCUCGGUCACAAUCUCAUCCUGAUUCUAGACAAUUAGCUAGAAUCAGAUCUCAGCACAGUGUUGCAGUGUAUGCUUAAAGCUCCUGUUCUGAGACUAGGAAGAAGCACCAACCAAAUCCGAGUAGUUGUUAUGUCGUGGUGUACCUUGUAAAUAGCUCCAGUUCCAUGUAAAUG
Molecule: messenger RNA, 1773 nt
Organism: Tachysurus vachellii
Lineage: Eukaryota; Metazoa; Chordata; Actinopteri; Siluriformes; Bagridae
Product: serine/threonine-protein kinase H2-like
Exons: 2
Biological process (GO): protein phosphorylation
Molecular function (GO): ATP binding; protein kinase activity
Source: RefSeq, a predicted model, not a curated record